This is a messenger RNA of Zonotrichia leucophrys gambelii, 2011 nucleotides long. RefSeq names its product syntaxin-5-like. The coding region runs from base 60 to 557 and encodes 165 amino acids. NCBI's taxonomy places the organism in Eukaryota, Metazoa, Chordata, Aves, Passeriformes, Passerellidae. Gene Ontology annotation, molecular function: SNAP receptor activity; SNARE binding. Gene Ontology annotation, biological process: intracellular protein transport; endoplasmic reticulum to Golgi vesicle-mediated transport; vesicle fusion. The transcript has 5 exons. The record is from RefSeq and is a predicted model, not a curated record. Gene Ontology annotation, cellular component: Golgi membrane; SNARE complex; endomembrane system.
GGGGGUCUCUGGGGGUCCCUGACCCCCCCGUGCCCCCUCCCCAGUCCAAGCUGGCCUCGAUGUCCAACGACUUCAAAUCCGUGCUGGAGGUGCGGACGGAGAACCUGAAGCAGCAGCGCAGCCGUCGGGAGCAUUUCUCGCGCGCCCCGGUCUCGGCCCUGGCUGCCAACAACCUCAGCAGCCCGGCCGUGCUGGAGGCCGAGGCGCCCUCGGGGUCCGUGGCCAUCGAGAUGGACGCCAGGAGCAGCCAACAGCUGCAGCUGCUGGACGAGCAGGACGCGUACAUCCAGAGCCGCGCCGACGCCAUGCUCAGCAUCGAGUCCACCAUCGUGGAGCUCGGCUCCAUCUUCCAGCAGCUGGCGCACAUGGUCAAGGAGCAGGAGGAGACCAUCCAGAGGAUCGACUCGAGCGUGGAGGACGCCCAGCUCAACGUCGAGGCCGCUCACGGCGAGAUCCUCAAAUAUUUCCAGUCGGUCUCGUCCAACCGCUGGCUCCUGGUCAAGAUCUUCCUCAUCCUCAUCGUCUUCUUCAUCGUCUUCGUCGUCUUCCUGGCCUGAAGCCGCCGCUUUUCACCCCAAAAUCCCACCGGGACUCGGCCCCGCGGGGCUCGGACACGGACACGGGGCUGGGCGCCCCAAAAACCCCAAAAAAUUCCCCAAAAUCCACUCAAAAUCCCCCCAGGACAGUUCAAAAUGCCCUCAAAAACCCCAAAAAAUGCCCCAAAAUCCCAUAAAAAAAUUUUGGGGUUGGGGACCCCAAAAUGCCUCAAAAACCCCCAAAAUAUGCCCCAAAAUCCACUCAAAAUCCUUCUCAGGACAGCUCAAAAUGCCCCCAAAAACCCCAAAAAAUGCCCCAAAAUCCACUCAAAAUCCCCCCAGGACAGCUCAAAAUGCCCCAAAAACCCAUAAAAAAAAUUUUGGGGUUGGGGACCCCAAAAUGCCCCAAAAAAAUGCCUCAAAAUCCACUCAAAAUCCCCCCAGGACAGCUCAAAAUGCCCCAAAAUCCCAUAAAAAAAAUUUUGGGAUUGGGGACCCCAAAAUGCCUCAAACACCCCCAAAAAACUGCCCCAAAAUCCACUCAAAAUCCUCUCAGGACAGCUGAAAAUGCCCCCAAAUCCUGGAAAAUGCCCCAAAGUCCCCUCAGGACACCCCAAAAUGGCCCAAAAUCCCCCUAAAAUUGCACAAAACGCCCCAGGACACCCCAAAAUCCCCAAAAUUCCCCUCAAAACCCCCCCAAAUCCCCUCAAAUGACCCCAAAAUCCCCCUGGGGGUCUCCAGGAUCUCUGGUGGGGGAAUGGGAAUUUUGGGAUUAUUGUGGGACCCCUCCCCAUGGACCUGGGGACCCCCAAAAAUGGGGCUGGGGUCCCUCAGGACAGCCUGGGACCCCCAAAAAGGGGUUUAGGACCCCAAAAAAAGGGGUUUGGGAUCCCCAGGACCCCCCAAAAAGGGGUUUGGGACCCCCAAAAAUGGGGCUGGGGGUUUCUCUGGGGGGGCUGUGGGACCCCCAAGGGGGACGGAGACCCCGAUUGAAGCUGGGAGACCCCCGGGGCUGGGGAGGGGGGAGGGGUCUGUGAACUCUUUGACCUUUGGGGGGGUGGGGGACCCCCAAAAAGGGGCUGGGGACCCCCAAAAUGGACCUGGGGACCCCCAAAAGGGGACGGGGGAUCCCCCAAAGGGGUCGGGGACCCCAUUUCUGACCCCCAAAAGGGCCUGGGGACCCCCAAAACGGGACUGGGGACCCCAUUUCUGACCCCCACAACGGGACUGGGGACCCCCAAAACGGGACUGGGGACCCCCAGAAGGGCCUGGGGACCCCAUUUCUGACCCCCAAAAAGUGGCCCCGCACCCCAUUUCUGCCCCUGGGGGGCCUCCAAGACCCCCAUGGGAACUGAACCCCUCCAGGUAAAGCCUUGGGACCGCCGGGAAUGGGUCUGGGGGCUCCCAGAGGAGCCUUUGGGGGAAUGCACCUCCCUCGAGCCCCCCAAUAAACCCGGGGUCCCCCCAAACCCCGA